GUAAAGCACAGUGAAAGAAUUCAAGAUGCCACCUAAUAUAAACUGGAAAGAAAUAAGAAAGGUUGAUCCAGAUGAGCUGCCUCGUCAAGAAGAGUUGGCAGAUAAUUUAUUGAUUUCCUUAUCCAAGGUGGAAGUGAAUGAGCUAAAAAGUGAAAGUCAAGAAAAUAUGAUACACCUUUUUAGAAUUACUCAAUCACUAAUGAAGAUGAAAGCUCAAGAAGUAGAGCUAGCUUUGGAAGAAGUUGAAAAAGCUGGAGAAGAACAAGCAAAAUUUGAAAAUCAAUUAAAAACUAAAGUAAUGAAACUGGAAAAUGAACUAGAGAUGGCACAGCACUCUGCAGGUGGGCGUGACACUCGGUUUUUACGUGAUGAAAUUCGCCAACUUGAAAAGCAAUUGGAACAAAAAGAUAGAGAAUUGGAGGACAUGGAAAAAGAGUUGGAGAAAGAAAAGAAAGUUAAUGAACAAUUGGCUCUUCGAAAUGAGGAGGCAGAAAAUGAAAACAGCAAAUUAAGGAGAGAGAAUGAACAGCUUCGUCAGGAUAUUAUUGACUAUCAAAAACAAAUAGAUUCGCAAAAAGAAACACUUUUAUCAAGAAGAGGAGAAGACAGUGACUACCGAUCACAAUUGUCUAAAAAAAACUAUGAACUUGUCCAAUAUCUGGAUGAAAUUCAGACUUUAACAGAAGCUAAUGAGAAAAUUGAACUUCAGAAUCAAGAAAUGAGAAAAAAUUUAGAGGAGUCUGUCCAGGAAAUGGAGAAGAUGACUGAUGAAUAUAAUAGGAUGAAAGCUGUUGUGCAUCAGACAGAUAGUAUGAUGGACCAGUUAAAAAAAGAAAAUGAUCAUUACCGGCUUCAAGUGCAGGAGCUUACAGAUCUUCUGAAAGCAAAAAAUGAAGAAGAUGAUCCAAUCAUGGCAGCUGUCAAUGCAAAAGUAGAAGAGUGGAAGUUAAUUUUGUCUUCUAAAGAUGAUGAAAUUAUUGAGUAUCAGCAAAUGUUACAUAGUCUGCGGGACAAACUGAAAAAUGCCCAGCUUGAUGCUGAUAAAAGUAAUGUUAUGGCUCUACAACAGGGUAUACAAGAGCGAGAUAGUCAAAUUAAAAUGCUCACUGAGCAAGUUGAACAAUAUACAAAAGAAAUGGAAAAAAAUACAUUUAUAAUUGAAGAUCUGAAAAAUGAGCUCCAAAGAAAUAAAGGAGCUUCAACACUUUCGCAACGGACCCAUUACAUGGAAAUUCAGUCUAAGGUUCAAAUUUUAGAAGAGAGAACUAAAGAGGCUGAGAGAACAGCUGAAUUGGCUGAAGCUGAUGCUAGGGAAAAGGAUAAAGAACUGGUUGAAACUUUGAAGCGAUUAAAAGAUUAUGAAUCCGGAGUUUAUGGUUUAGAAGAUGCUGUUAUUGAAAUAAAGAAUUGUAAAAACCAAAUUAAAAUAAGAGACCGAGAGAUUGAAGUAUUGACAAAGGAAAUCAAUAAGCUUGAGUUGAAGAUCAGUGAUUUUCUUGAUGAAAAUGAGGCACUUAGGGAGCGCAUGGGCCUUGAACCAAUGACAAUGAUUGAUUUAACUGAAUUUAGAAAGAGCAAAAGUUUAAAGCAGCAGCAGUACAGAGCUGAAAACCAGGUUCUUUUGAAAGAGAUUGAAAGUCUAGAGGAAGAGCGACUUGAUCUGAAGAAAAAAAUUCGUCAAAUGGCUCAAGAAAAAGGAAAAAGAACUGUCACUUCAGGAUUAAUUGCUGAGGACCUGAACCUAACUGAACACUUUUCUCAAGAGAAUAGAAUGAGAGAAAGAAAAUUUGAUUUCAUGAGCCUCAAAAAUAUGAGUGAAGAACAGUCAAAGAAUGAAUUUCUUUCAAGAGAACUAAUUGAUUAAAUGGGUUAUUUUUGCUAUAUGUGAAAUACUUUAAAAGAAUUAGUUGAAGAAAAUAAGCAACUUGAAGAAGGUAUGAAAGAAAUAUUGCAAGCUAUUAAGGAAAUGCAGAAAGAUCCUGAUGUUAAAGGAGGGGAAACAUCUCUAAUUAUUCCUAGUCUUGAAAGACUAGUUAAUGCUAUAGAAUCAAAGAAUGCAGAAGGAAUAUUUGAUGCCAGUCUGCAUUUAAAAGCCCAAGUUGAUCAACUUACUGGAAGGAAUGAAGAAUUAAGACAGGAGCUCAGAGAAUCUCGGAAAGAGGCUAUAAAUUAUUCUCAGCAGUUGACAAAAGCACAUUUAAAGAUAGAUCAUCUUGAAAAAGAAACCAGUCUUUUACGACAAACAGAAGGAUCAAAUGUUGUGUUUAAAGGAAUAGACUUACCUGAUGGGAUAGCACCAUCUAGUGCCAAUAUUAUUAAUUCUCAGAAUGAAUAUUUAAUACAUAUCUUACAGGAACUAGAAUAUAAAGAAAAUAAGUUAAAGAAUUUAGAAGAUUCUCUUGAAGACUAUAACAGAAAAUUUGCAGUAAUUCGUCAUCAACAAAGCUUAUUAUAUAAAGAAUACCUAAGUGAAAAGGAGAACUGGAAAACAGAAUCUGAAACAAUGAAAGAGGAAAAAAAAAGACUUGAGGAUCAAAUCCAACAAGAUGCUAUAAAAGUAAAAGAAUAUAAUAAUUUGCUCAGUGCUCUUCAGAUGGAUUCAGAUGAAAUGAAAAAAACACUUGCAGAAAAUAGUAGAAAGAUCACAGUCUUACAGGUGAAUGAAAAGUCACUCAUCCGGCAAUAUACUACUUUGGUAGAAAUGGAGAGACAGCUUAGGAAAGAAAAUGGGAAACAGAAGAAUGAAUUGAUGUCAAUGGAGGCUGAAGUUGGUGAAAAAAUUGGACGUUUGCAACGUUUUAAGGUAUGUCUGUUUUUUCUCAACUCUGAAAAUUUUCAUAUGAGAAGGAUAUGUGAAAAUGCAUCCCUAAAAGAGCAAAUGGAGUCUGUCAGUAAAGAACUGGAGAUUACCAAAGAAAAGUUUCACACCAUUGAACAAGCCUGGGAGCAAGAAACUAAACUAGGAAAUGAAUCUAACAUGGAUAAGGCAAAGAAAUCUGUAACCAACAGUGAGAUUGUUUCUAUUUCAAAAAAAAUCACUAUGCUGGAGAUGAAGGAAUUAAAUGAAAGGCAGCGGGCUGAACAUUCUCAAAAAAUGUACGAACAUGUGAAGACUUCACUACAGCAAAUGGAAGAACGCAAUUUUGAAUUGGAAACCAAAUUUGCUGAGCUUACCAGAAUCAAUUUGGAGGCACAGAAAGUGGAACAGAUGUUAAGAGAUGAAUUAGCUGACAGUGUGAGCAAGACAGUAAGUGAUGCUGACAGGCAACACAUUCUAGAAUUAGAGAAGAGUGAAAUGGAACUAAAGGUUGAAGUAUCAAAACUAAAAGAGAUUUCUGAUAUUGCCAAAAGGCAAGUUGAAAUUUUGAAUGCACAGCAACAGUCCAGGGAGAAGGAAGUAGAGUCCAUCAGAACACAGCUGUUAGACUAUCAGGCACAGUCUGACGAAAAGGCGCUCAUUGCCAAGCUGCACCAACACGUAGUCUCUCUCCAAGCUGGUGAGGCUGCUGCCCUCGGUAAGCUGGAGUCACUGACAGCUAAACUGCGGAAGGUGGAGGCCCAAAAUUUGCGCUUAGAGCAGAAGCUUGAUGAAAAAGAACAAGCUCUCUUUUAUGCCCGUUUGGAGGGGAGAAACAGAGCAAAACAUCUGCGCCAAACAAUUCAGUCUCUACGACGCCAGUUUAGUGGAGCUUUACCUUUGGCACAACAGGAAAAGUUCUCUAAGACAAUGAUUCAGUUACAAAAUGACAAACUUAGGAUAAUGGAAGAAAUGAAAAAUUCUCAACAAGAGCAUAGAAGUCUGAAGAACAAAACACUAGAGAUGGAAUUAAAGUUAAAGGGACUGGAGGAUUUAAUAAGCACUUUAAAGGAUGCCAGGGGAGCCCAAAAGGUAAUCAGUUGGCACACAAAAAUAGAAGAACUCCGUCUUCAAGAGCUUAAACUCAAUCGAGAAUUAGUCAAGGAUAAAGAAGAAAUAAAAUAUUUGAAUAAUAUAAUUUCUGAAUAUGAGCAUACAAUCAGUAGUCUGGAGGAAGAAAUUGUGCAGCAGAAUAAGUUUCAUGAAGAAAGACAGAUGGCUUGGGAUCAGAGAGAAGUUGAACUGGAACGUCAACUAGAUGUUUUUGACCGUCAGCAAAAUGAAAUACUAAGUGAAGCACAAAAGUUUGAAGAGGCUACAGGAUCAGUGCCAGACCCUAGUUUGCCCAUUCCGAAUCAACUUGAGAUUGCUCUAAGAAAAAUUAAGGAAAAUAUCAGAAUAAUCAUAGAAACCCAAGCAACUUGCAGAUCACUGGAAGAGAAACUAAGAGAAAAAGAAUCUGCUUUACGGUUAGCAGAGGAGAAUGUUCUGUCAAGAGACAAAGUAAUCAAUGAACUGAGGCUUCGAUUGCCUGCCACUGCAGAACAAGAAAAGCUUAUAGCUGAGUUCUGCAGAAAAGAGGUGGAACCAAAAUCUCAUCACACAUUGAAACUUGCUCAUCAGACCAUUGCAAACAUGCAAGCAAGGUUAAAUCAAAAGGAAGAAGUGUUGAAGAAGUAUCAGCAUCUGCUAGAAAAAGCCAGAGAGGAGCAAAGAGAAAUUGUUAAGAAACAUGAAGAAGAACUUCAUAUUCUUCAUCGUAAAUUAGAACUUCAGGCUGAUAGUUCACUCAGUAAAUUCAAAGAAACAGCUUGGGAUUUGAUAAAACAGUCUCCCACUCCAGUUCCUACCAACAAGCAUUUUAUUCGUUUGGCUGAGAUGGAACAGACAGUAGCAGAACAAGAUGACUCUCUCUCCUCACUUGUGAUCAAACUAAAACAAGUAUCUCAAGAUUUAGAGAGACAAAAAGAAAUCACUGAAUUAAAAAUCAAAGAGUUUGAGAAUGUGAAAUUACGGCUCCAAGAAAAUCAUGCAGAUGAAGUGAAAAAAAUAAAAACAGAAGUAGAGAAUUUGAGGUGUCUUCUGGUGCAAUCACAAAAGGAGUCACAAAGUUUAAAAUCUGAACUUCAGACUCAAAAAGAAGCAAAUUCAAGAGCUCCAACAACUACAAUGAGAAAUCUAGUAGAAAGGCUAAAGAGCCAAUUAGCCUUGAAGGAGAAACAACAAAAAGCGCUUAGUCGGGCACUGUUGGAACUUCGGGCAGACAUGACAGCAGCAGCUGAAGAACGUAUUAUCUCUGUGACUUCUCAGAAAGAGGCAAAUCUCAAUGUCCAACAGAUUGUGGAUCGACAAACUAAAGAGCUAAAGUCACAAGUUGAAGAUUUAAGUGAAAAUAUUUUAAAACUUAAAGAAGCUCUUAAAACAAGUAAAAACAGAGAAAACUCACUAACUGAUAAUUUGAAUGACUUAACCAAUGAACUGCAAAAUAAACAAAAAGCUUAUAGUAAAAUGCUUAGAGAGAAAGAUGGAGUUGAUCAAGAGAAUAAUGAACUAAAGAGGCAAAUUAAAAGAUUAACCAGUGGAUUACAGGGCAAACCUCUGAUGGAUAACAAACAAAGUUUAAUUGAAGAACUCCAAAAGAAAAUUAAAAAGCUAGAAAGUCAACUGGAAAGAAAGGUGGAUGAAGCAGAAAUGAAACCUAUGAAAGAAAAGAGUGCCAGGGAAGAAGUAAUUAGGUGGGAAGAAGGUAAAAAAUGGCAAACCAAAAUAGAGGGAAUUCGAAACAAGUUAAAAGAGAAAGAAGGGGAAGUCUAUAUUCUAACAAAGCAGUUGACUACUUUGAAGGAUCUUUUUGCCAAAGCUGAUAAAGAGAAACUUACCCUGCAAAGGAAACUGAAAACAACUGGCCUGACUGUUGAUCAGGUUAUGGCAGCACGAGCAUUGGAGUCAGAAAAAGAGUUAGAAGAAUUGAAAAAGAGAAAUCUUGACUUAGAAAACGACAUAUCAUAUAUGAGGACUCAUCAAGCUCUUCCUCGAGAUUCUGUUAUAGAAGACUUACGUUUGCAAAAUAAAUACCUCCAAGAAAAACUUCAUGCUUUAGAAAAGCAGUUUUCAAAGGAUGCAUACUCUCGGCCUUCAACUUCAGGAGUAGAUUCAGAUGAUCAUUAUCAAAGAGAACAAGAGCUCCAGAGGGAAAACUUGAAGUUGUCAUCUGAAAAUAUUGAACUCAAAUUUCAGCUUGAACAAGCAAAUAAAGAUUUGCCAAGAUUAAAGAAUCAGGUAAGAGACUUGAAGGAAAUGUGUGAAUUUCUGAAGAAAGAAAAAGCAGAAGUAGAGCGGAAACUUGGCCACGUUAGAGGGUCUGGUAGAAGUGGAAAGACAAUCCCAGAACUAGAAAAAACCAUUGGUUUAAUGAAAAAAGUAGUUGAAAAAGUCCAAAGGGAAAAUGAACAGCUGAAAAAAGCAUCAGGAAUAUUGACCAGUGAAAAAAUGACUAGUAUUGAGAUGGAAAAUGAAAAUUUGAAGGUUGAAUUAGAAAAACUCAAAGUUCAUCUUGGACGUCAGUUGAGCAUGCACUAUGAAUCAAAAACCAAAGGCACAGAGAAAAUUGUUGCUGAAAAUGACAGACUUCGUAAAGAACUUAAAAAAGAAACUGAAGCUGCAGAGAAAUUACGGAUAGCUAAGAAUAAUUUGGAGAUAUUAAAUGAGAAGAUGACAGUUCAACUAGAAGAGAGUGGUAAGAGAUUACAGCUGGCAGAGAGUAGAGGCCCACAGCUUGAAGGUGCUGACAGCAAGAGCUGGAAAUCAAUUGUUGUUACAAGAAUGUAUGAAACCAAGUUGAAAGAAUUAGAAACUGAUAUUGCCAAAAAAACUAAAAGCCUUACUGAUCUUAAACAGCUUGUAAGACAAGCAACAGAGAGGGAACAGAAAGUUAAGAAAUAUACAGCAGACCUUGAGCAACAGAUUGAGAUUCUCAAACAUGUUCCUGAAGGUGAUGAGACCGAGCAAGGCCUUCAACGGGAGCUUCGAGUUCUUAGAUUAGCUAAUAGUCAGCUGGAAAAAGAAAAAGAAGAAUUAAUCCAUCAGAUAGAAAUUAACAGAGACCAAAAUGGACCUGAAAGUACCACAUCUGAUCCUGAUCAACUAAAGGAAAAGGUCAAAGAUCUAGAGACACAGCUCAAAACUUCAGAUCUGGAAAAGCAGCAUUUGAAGGAGGAAAUAAAAAAGCUGAAAAAAGAACUGGAAAAUUUUGAUCCAUCAUUUUUUGAAGAAAUUGAAGAUCUGAAGUAUAACUACAAAGAAGAAGUGAAAAAAAAUAUUCUCUUGGAAGAGAAGUUAAAAAAACUUUCUGAACAAUUUGGAGUUGAAUUAACUAGUCCUGUUGCUGCUUCUGAACAGUUUGAAGAUGAGGAGGAAAAUCCUGUUAAUUUCCCCAUAUACUAAAAGGCCAUCUCUAACUAGAGUUUUAUUUAACUAUUUACUAACUUUGUAAGUUAAAAUUCCAUCUGGAAAUCAAGCAAGUCUGACCUACAUGAUUUCCUUCCCAAUACCUCAUAGCUUUACUUAAACUGGAAUUUUUAGUAAAUUAUAUGAAAAUUUCAACAUAUUAGGAAAGUAUAUUUUUGAAGACUGUUAGGAUAUGUUAUAUCUGUCAAAUAGGCAAUAAGCUAUGGUAAAUUUUUAUACUGGUAAAUUUUUAUACAAUUACAAUGUAGUACUAAGUUUUUUAAACAUUUAAAACUGGGGUUUUAUAUAUACUUACAUAUUUAUAUAUGUGUUAAGAUUCUCAAAUUAUGUCUCUGUAUGUUAUUAAGUUGAGCCAUAUGUUUUGUUAAAUGUCUAGCAAUUUUAAAUUCAGUUUAAACUAUUUAAUUUUUAAAGUAAUGGUCCAAAAUUGUUGGUUUGUCUUUUACACUACCCAUGUACAAUGGACUGAAUCCAACCUUUGUACAAGGUGGAGAGCUUAUUAUUAUAUUUUUAUUUCCAGAGGUUAAAAUUCAUUUGCUUUUUCUAAAUAAAAUUUUGAAUAAAUA
This is a messenger RNA of Odocoileus virginianus texanus, 7890 nucleotides long. The record is from RefSeq and is a predicted model, not a curated record. Lineage: Eukaryota; Metazoa; Chordata; Mammalia; Artiodactyla; Cervidae.